CAAAGCUUUCUCAGGCCCGCAGACUCACAGACACACUCCCACAUCAGCUACCGGGGGGAGAGUGAGCGGAGAAGAGAAAGCAGCAGACAGAGUGGAAGGCUGCUGCUGGUGUGCACGCUGGCUGAGAGAAAGACAAGAAAGCCUGUGUUUGUUUUGUUUUGGGGUUUUUUUGCUGAGCCACUUUUCCUCUAGAUCUGUUGAUGAGCCAGGCUGGGUCAGCUCUGGGUCUCGUCUCAGUGUGGGGUUCAGAGGUCGGGGUCAAAGUGUCACAGCUUCUUGAGUGUGCGUGGCUAUUUUGCAACUUUUGAACACUGGAACUGUACUGUAAGCAUUAUGACUCUUCUGGGCUCUGAACACUCCAUACUAAUACGAAGCAAGUUUAGAUCGGUCCUACAGUUAAGACUUCAGCAGAGGAGGACACGAGAGCAGCUGGCAGACCAAGGCAUCAUGCCUCUAAACCAUGGUAAGCUCCCUAAGCAAGAGGACUCCUAUGCAUUUGAGGAGGACAGCAGCAGUGAGAGUCUGUCUCCAGAGCAGCACCACAGUGAUGAGUCGCAGGGUUCGGCCUGCCCUUCAUCUGAGGCUGUCGGCAGUACGGCCUCCUCCUCGUCCUCACCUGCCCUCACCAGCGAACGACAGGGUGGUGUAAGCAGAGAUCCCCCGGAUCAAAGCCAGGAUGAGGGGCUUUCUGGUGCUAACAACAGCCAGACUACUCCCCCAAUACCUGUUCCUGCUAUCGUCAAGUCUAAAUCUUCCGACAAGAACCGUCACAAGAAGCCCAAAGAUGUGAAGCCUAAAGUCAAAAAGCUCAAGUACCACCAGUACAUUCCUCCAGACCAGAAGGCAGAGAAGUCCCCUCCGCCCAUGGAUUCGGCCUACGCCCGACUCCUCCAGCAGCAGCAGCUCUUCCUGCAGCUGCAGAUUCUCAGCCAGCAGAAACACACUCAUGCGCAAUCGCAGACACAGCAGUCGCAACAGCCGCAUACCCACACUCCGCAGACGCAGGCCCAAGCCCAGUCUCAGACUCAGGCUCAGCAGAGGCAGCCCACUUUCAGCUAUCAACCCCACACACCAGCUCACACCCAGAAAGGAGUCAGUGAGCAACUAUCGGCUUGUAGUUCCAGUGCCCCGUCGAGCACAGCCAACAGUAACUCAUCCUCUCCAGUCAAGAACACAUUCCCCAACCAAAGCAACAUCUCACAAGUCAAACCUGGGCCCCUGCCAUCUAAUCUGGAUGACCUAAAAGUUUCAGAGCUGAGGCAGCACCUGCGUAUUCGUGGCAUGCCUGUCUCAGGCACCAAGACUGCCCUCAUCGAGCGACUCCGGCCCUUCAAAGACUCCAGCUCCUCGCCCUCGGGAUCCUCUGAUAUCACCACCAUGACCUUUCCCGUCACACCCACAGGGUCCUUGUCCUCCUACCAGUCCCCAUCCUCCUCCAGCGCUCUGUCCCAGGGAGGCUAUUACCCGUACCCCAGCACCUCCUCCACCCCACCCAUCUCGCCGGCCUCCUCUGAGCUGUCCCUCAGCGGUUCACUCCCCGACAGCUUCAGCGAUGUGCCCAUGUCUUCGCCAACACAGUUUGCCCUUCAUCCAUCUCCUGCCCAGCUCGGCGUGGAGGAUGGCUUUGGGGGAGGAGGAGGUGGCAGCAUGGGUGGGGCGGGUCAGAGGAUGGGGGAGGUUGGUGGUAUGGAUGGUGUAGAAGCUGAAAAAGACAAGAUGCUGGUGGAAAAGCAGAAAGUGAUCGAGGAGCUGACGUGGAAAUUGCACCAGGAGCAGAGACAGGUUGAAGAGCUAAAGAUGCAGCUCCACAAGAGAAAACGUUGCUAUGGAGCAACACAGGAUACGGUCCCUCCUGCAUCUCAUCCUCCCAUGCACCACCAGCAGCACCAGACACCAGCCAUGAUGGGGCAGCAUUUUUUUGGGGUGACUAUCAAGCAGGAGCCUUUGUCUUUGUCCUCCAGCUGCCCUCUGUCCUCCCCUAAACAGCCUAAGUGCCCUCCUGGUAGCUGCAGAGAGGAUAUGGGACACUGCAGUUCCUCCAUUACCAACAUGGGGGGCCCCGGGGGACCACAGUGUAUGGAUACAGGCCCUUCCUCUAGCAGCCCCACCACUAUGUCCACCUUCCUCAGCCCACAGUGCUCACCGCAAGACUCUCCUAUCAGAAAAUCCUCCAGCAGCCCACAGCCUUCAUCUCCUAACAACCCCUACCUGCUGUCUCCUCAACUGGGGAGGGAUGGCUGUGGUCACCCCCACACCCAGGGCAACAACAGAGCAUGCAACAUGCAGAUACAGCAAAAGAGUGGCGGGCCGCCAAUAAACUGUUCCUAUCCUUCCGACCAAAGAGGUCUUCAGGGAGUUUAUCCCAGCUCAGCUGACUGUGGCCUCAACAACAGCAGCCCUGCUAAGGCUGAGAGCCAGAACAUGCAAACAAAGAUGUCAGUUUUGCCAAAGUGCCAGGUCCCUCCCCCUGCCUUCAGUAGCUCAGAUUCAGAUGCAUCUGACUUAAGACAGCCCCCAUGCUAUGAGGAUGCAGUCAAACAGCAACUGACCCGAAGUCAGCAGAUGGAUGAGCUUUUGGAUGUGCUCAUAGAGAGUGGAGAGAUGCCAGCUAACGCCAGAGAAGAGAGGGAGAGGUCCUCUGUAACCAAAGUUAUGCCUCACAUUACUGUGUCCCCAGGGUGUCCCGGCCUCCUCAUCCCGUGGUUUCACCGACAUUACGAGCACCUCUCCCCCACCCAGCUCCCUUACGACCACGCAGCCAAUCACGUCACCGAGAGCCACCCAGACACUCUGCUUGGCAGUCCCGUCGGCCGCGGAGGGGAGGUACCUCUUCUUAAAAUGGCAGCAGAGGAUGGGGGCCAGGAAGAUGAAGGGAAGCGAGAGGUUGAUCGGUACAGCAGCCCUCAGAAUCAUCAUCACUCUCAUCAUCCGCAACAGGACAAACUUCUGAGCAACCGAGAUCUGAUGGACACGUCUCUGUCGGCCAUCGGCAGUAAGGCACCCGCCAACCCCGAGGUGCAGGGAAUGGUCAGCAUGACCUUUAGAGAGACGCCUUGGGAGACAAUGGAAUGGCUCGACCUGACACCACCCAGUUCUGCCACUGCCUUCAGCAUUGCUCCACCCAGUGCACCCAGCAUUUUCAAUGCCGAGUUCCUGGAUGUAACAGACAUUAAUUUGAACUCUGCCACAGACCUUCACCUGGAGAACUGGUAAAAACAACACUGUCCCUAAAGUGCUGGUUAGCAGCAUACCAGCCAUCGAACUCAAGACACCAGCUUGCAACUAGCUGCACGGACUUCUGAUAUUAGCUAUGACAAUACCAAAGACCUAUUUAAUUCUGUUCUUAACAGCUUUAAAUGUUCACGUGUUGCUCCUUGCUAUGAUCCAGUGGAAUGUAUAACCAUUAGCAGAUAUGCAAAAGCUGAAAUCUAAGCCAGAAAAUUGAACAAUUGUCACAUCCCAGCCUUUCCACUUCACUGAAAUGUGGUUCUUAUGUUGUCGUCACAGACCUGGUGCUUUUUUUGCAUGAUCUUGAUGCUCACAACUAUCAAGUACUUAUGACAGCGGACAUAGUGUCAGAAGAAGCGUUAAUGUAACUUAAACUUUACGCCAACAUUUAAUACAGUAUCAGUGCUAUGACUUGAAGACACAGUUUGACUUUCAUUGUAUACUUUGAGUUAUAUAUUUGUACUGGAAAAAAACCCCAGAGAGGACUUAACAGGUGAAUUGGAGAAUUGGAUUGCUUAGUAAUGGCCAUACUGUAAAUAUCAAAACUGACAGAGAUAAGUUGCAGUCUACAUAUUAUGUCAGAGGUGUGGAAGAACAUACAAACAACAAAUCAAAUGCUUUCUGUAAUCGCUUUAUAUUUGAUGUAAAUAUGUUUUUUUUAAUUCACUGUGCACCUCUAGCUUAAUAAACACUUGUCACAGUUUGCUUGAGCUUAGUAUGUAUAGGUUAGGUCAUUUGAAGGAAUCUUUUUGUACUUAUUUGUUUUCCACUAUUAUCCACAGGAUGACACCUUUAAAAGAAUUAUCUUAUCAGUUUAUAUCAGCAGCCAAAUACUGCCUUAUUUGCAAAAGCUUUUUAUUCCCAAAUUUUAAUAUCAAAUGACUGCUCCCCUGGAAGUUGUUGACUGAUGUGAUUUAGAUGGCUCCAACCAUGUAAAGCUCACAUCUAGUUUUUUCUCUCUCUUUUUUUGGUCAUUAAAAUGCCAGCAUUUCUGUUCCCAUUUACAUUUAUUUAUUUUGUGCUUUUUGUAUUUAUAGUUGAUCCUGUAUUUAUACAUUCCUUUAAAACAGAUUGGGGCUCUAUAUGAUGUAUGAAAAAAGUACCAUUAUCGAUCACUGACAUUUCUUCAUUAUUAGUUCUCUUAAGAAUGUGAUACAAAGUAAAAGAACCACUUUGAAAAGCCAUGUUUUCCUAACUUACUUUUCUUAAAAACAAAAACAGAUUUGUAAUUGACAAUUCUUAGCACUUGUUAAUAGGAUGAUGUAAUAUAAUCAAAGUUUUACUGUGAAUACUGGAUAUUAAUAAAGAAUAGACUUUCACAAAAGCCAGCCGAGAUAAACCUAUUAUGCACAGUAGUUAUAGGUGAGAAUGGCAAACUCAGAAACAAAUAAGGUUUUAGUUUUGAUUAGUAAAUGCAUUUUUAUGCACCUAAAAACUAAAUUAAGGAAAUAAGUAUAAUUUCUUGCAUACCUCCUUUAUAUCUGUCCGCAGACUGUAAAGCUACAGCUAGCGCUAGCAGUUUGUUAGCCUAAAUUGCAUAAAGACUGACAGAUGGGGACAGACCGAAGUGGCUUUGUCUUCAAAUCACAGAAUCAGCCAACCAGCACUUCUGUUUUAUGUUCCUAGUUACAUCUGUUCAUUUCUUCUCAAAAGACCCAGUAAACUUCAUUCAUUGUUCACAGUACUCACCGUCUUUUCCAAAUUAGCAUUAUCUUAGCUAGCUCAUUAGUCAUUAACUUGAAAACAUGAUAUUAACUUUACUCCAGAUAAACUUGUUCUAUUUAAUGUGAGUAUUAGACAUAUUACAAGUUUUAUUAGCAAAAUGCUAAAAUAAAGUGCUUUUUUCAUGCAGUAAGAUUAAUACUAGCAUAACUAGCAGUCUAGAUAGCAGUCUAGACUCCGAACACCCGAGGAGACAGAAAGAAAACUUAAUAUGCAUUUUCUUUUCAUUCAUGUUCUAUGCUUGAGCAAAUUUUUAACAGCAGUCAGCUUGCUUUUACACUUGAACCAGAAGUGCUGGUAGGCGUUAGCUACAUAAAGUGUUUCUACCUAAUUCCAGUCUUUAUGCUAACAUCACCACCUAGCUAUUUUACAGACAGAUGUAAGUGGUUUUGAUGUCAUUUCCAGUAAUAUAAAAUUAUGACUUCAGUUCCUUGGCUAAUAAACCUCUUCCAAUUAUUCGUGCCCUCUGUAACCAUGGUUCUCAUGUCGUGUUGACCAAAUUGUUUGUUUUUUUGUUUGUUUUUUGUUUUAAAUGAAGUGUUGCACUUGAGUGGCUUCUCUGGUUACAUGUCAGCUAUUACCCAUCUUCAGUAUAUGUCAAAGCUAAUACUUUAUUUCCUGUCUUCUGUUGUCAGAACAUUACUGUCCUUUUCUUAAUUAUUUUUGACAAAUUUUUAAAUAAUUUUCCCUAAUUAAGAGGAAAGUAAUCUGACAGAAGCUUCCAUGUUGCUUGGCCACUGACUUGCCCAAGUCCCUGUAUACUACAAAAAAGACAGCAAUAAACUUAUCACUUAUCAAAAUUA
Messenger RNA from Neolamprologus brichardi, 5753 nucleotides. RefSeq names its product myocardin (gene myocd). Gene Ontology annotation, cellular component: nucleus. NCBI's taxonomy places the organism in Eukaryota, Metazoa, Chordata, Actinopteri, Cichliformes, Cichlidae. Gene Ontology annotation, biological process: smooth muscle cell differentiation; cardiac muscle cell differentiation; positive regulation of transcription by RNA polymerase II. Gene Ontology annotation, molecular function: transcription coactivator activity. The record is from RefSeq and is a predicted model, not a curated record.